Messenger RNA from Cucumis sativus (cucumber), 1836 nucleotides. RefSeq names its product receptor-like protein 7. Gene Ontology annotation, molecular function: protein binding. Bases 1 to 1836 code for a protein of 611 amino acids. The record is from RefSeq and is a predicted model, not a curated record. The transcript has a single exon. NCBI's taxonomy places the organism in Eukaryota, Viridiplantae, Streptophyta, Magnoliopsida, Cucurbitales, Cucurbitaceae.
AUGGGUUUAUUGUUGUAUGAAUUACAAGUAGUGAUGAUGUGCUACUUCUUUCUUCUCUUUCUUUUUGGCCAGCUCUCUAAUAAUUCAGUUAUUGUGAAUUCCCAACAUCAUGAUGUUCAUGAUCAUGUACUUUGUGAUCCUAAACAAAGUUUAGCAUUACUUGAAUUCAAGAAUGCCUUUUCCCAAAUGAACCCAUUUCGAAAAUACCUAUGUAACCAUGGGCAAGCUUAUUUUCGAACUUCCACAUGGAAUAAGAACACAGAUUGCUGCUCGUCAUGGAACGGCGUGGAGUGUGACGACGAAGGAGAUGGCCAUGUUGUUGGUCUUCAUCUUGGCUGCAGUUUUCUCCAAGGAAUUCUCCAUCCCAACAGCACUAUUUUCACCCUCUCCCACCUCAAAACCUUGGAUCUCUCUGGCAAUGAUUUUUCAGGCUCUCCAUUUUCACCUCAAUUUGGAAUGCUUACUAACUUGAGAGUUUUGGAUCUUUCUGGGUCUUCCUUCCAAGGCCAUGUUCCAUUACAAAUAUCUCAUUUGUCUAAAUUAGUUUCUCUUAACCUUUCUGCUAACCAUCUCACUUUUUCAAAUGUGGUUAUGAAUCAACUUGUUCAUAACCUGACCAAUUUGACUAAUUUUAAGCUUGCACUUACAAAUCUUUAUGACAUUAAACCCACUUCUUUCAAUAAUCUCUCUCUCUCUCUAGUGUCUCUUGAUCUUUCUUUAUCUAAGUUGUCUGGAAAUUUUCCAGAUCACAUUCUUAGUUUACCAAAUUUGAACUUUUUGAAACUUUAUAAUAACCCUGAGUUGAGUGGACAUCUGCCCAUGUCUAAUUGGAGUAAAUCUCUUCAGAUUUUGGAUCUUUCUCAAACUAAUUUUUCAGGAGGGAUUCCCAACUCCACUAGUGAAGCCAAGGCUUUGAGUUCCUUACGUCUUAGUAACUGCAAUUUCAAUGGUGAAAUUCCUAAUUUGCAAAGUCAUUCUAAUGCUUUCAUGGGUCAAUUAGUAACCAAUUGUGUUUUCAACAUCUCCCAACAAAUUUCUUCUUCUAAUUAUAAUUCAUUUACAAAUGUUUGUUCAGAUACUAUCCUUCCAAACCUUGUUCAUUUGAGCUUGGAAUUUAACUCGUUUACUGGUGUCAUACCUUCUUGGAUAUAUUCAUUGCCUAACUUAAAUCACCUAGAUCUCUCCAGUAACCAAUUCUCUAGUUUCAUGAGAGAUUUUAGAUCCAACUCAUUAGAGUUUCUUGAUUUAAGUUCUAACAACUUGCAAGGUGAAAUCUCAAAGUCUAUUUAUAGGCAAUUCAAUCUUACAAACUUAAUAUUGGAUUACAAUAAUUUAAGUGGGGUUUUGAAUAUGGACAUGUUGAGAAUCACAAGUCUGCGUGACCUUUCCGUUUCCAAUAAUAGGCAACUUUCAAUACUCUCAACCACCGCUACCUCCUCCAAUCUUACACUCGUCAGUAUGAAAUUCCUCAAUUUAAAAAAAAUUCCCUACUUUUUGAGAAAUCAAAAGAACUUGGAGUUUCUAGAACUUUCCUACAAUCAAAUUAUAAGAAAAAUUCCCAAGUGGUUUUUUGAAUUGGAUGGUUUGAGAGACCUGGAUCUAUCUUAUAAUUUAUUGUCCUCAGGAAUAGAGGUGCUCCUCGCUAUGCCCAAUCUGAAGAGAGUUGGUCUUGAUCACAACUUGUUUAAGCAGCUACCUGUUCCCAUGUUGUUGCCAUCAAUAAUGGAAACAUUCAGUGUUUCAAACAACAAGGUUAGUGGAAAUGUCCAUCCUUCAAUAUGCCAAGCCACCAACCUUACAUACCUUGAUUUGUCUAAUAACAGCUUGAGUGGGUGA